AUGGAUGACGAGUGGGAAUUUCUAAGAAAGCCCGCAGACACACAGGAUAUAAAGAAAAAACCAAAGAAACUUGAUGUGAAUGUCAUAUUUGGAGGAACAGAGAAGAUCUACUCGCUAAUGGAGAACGAAACAUUUGAAACAAUAUAUGCAAGCUAUGAGAAUCGAUUUAAUAUGUCUCUAGUGCUAGAGCACAAUGGAAUGCCUCUAUCUAGAUACGCCAAAGCAAGUGUGCUUCCUGCUCAGGAGGGCAUGCCUGUCUUGAAGGUCGUUCUUCCAAAAGAGGCUGCAAAGCCAAAGGAGGUAAUAAAGUACUAUGUUCAGUACGGAAGGUAUGAGAAGAUAGAAAUAGAGCGAAAAGAAGAGGAGACUGUAAAAGACCUUUUGAUCAGUACAAAGGCCCUUCUUUCUUCUCUUCCAAACAUAGAGACAGCGCACUUUGAAUUUGAUGGAGAUGUACUUGAGGACUCACAACUUCUAGAUAAUGUACUCCAAGCAGACGAUUUGAUUGACUUAGUCAGAGACUAG
Molecule: messenger RNA, 525 nt
Organism: Nematocida ausubeli
Lineage: Eukaryota; Fungi; Microsporidia
Exons: 1
Coding region: 1-525 (174 amino acids)
Source: RefSeq, a predicted model, not a curated record